Messenger RNA from Hypoxylon fragiforme, 2424 nucleotides. RefSeq names its product putative multicopper oxidase. The record is from RefSeq and is a predicted model, not a curated record. The transcript has 7 exons. NCBI's taxonomy places the organism in Eukaryota, Fungi, Ascomycota, Sordariomycetes, Xylariales, Hypoxylaceae. The coding region runs from base 265 to 2424 and encodes 719 amino acids. Gene Ontology annotation, molecular function: oxidoreductase activity; copper ion binding.
CUUGAUCUAAUAGAAUCAGAGGUAUUUUUAACUACUCCUCAAUACUUAGCCUUUGUAUUCCCUUUCGUGACUAUUAAUGUAACUCUCCUCCCUGGGUCAAGUUACGAUUCUUUGUAUGUCUCAGUACUAAGACUUGCCCUGCGUCAAUACAUGCCUACUAGGUAGCUAGCGUUGGCUUUAUACAUCCCUUAUUUUGCUUAAGUACUAAAUAAAUCAACACGUCCCUAAUCUCUUCGAUAAAUUUGCUUCCCAUCAUGUUCCACUAUGUUAGGCCACCGGUCCUCCAGCAGCGCGAGCGGGCUAAUGCUACUUGAUGGCGAAAAUAGUCCACAACAAGACUUGUCAUGGCCGUCUGAACCAUGGGAGAGUACUAGCGAUCUACCAUUUAUUGCCACCGAAAAGCGGCCCCAACGAACAAUCCCUCUUCGUCUCUUCUUCAUCUCACUCCUCGGCUUCUGUAUCAUAGCGCUAGCUCUAGGUCUGGGCCUCGGACUCGGGCUUCCGCGGUAUAAAACGGUAUACGCCGCGCCUCCGCUGAACUACAACGCGCUCUACGGGAUUCCCGAGGACCUCCCUUUCGUGUCGAUAGACAGGCUUAUCAACGAGACGGAGCUCUCUCUACAGACGAAGUUCGAAGUGUCGCGGGAGCCGAUGGUGAGGGACUAUGUGUUCGACGUGUCGCAGGCGUACGCGGCGCCCGACGGGUUCCGGAAGCCGAUGGUGCUCGUCAAUGGACAGUCCCCGGGCCCGCUGAUCGAGGCCAAUGUCGGCGAUACCGUGCGUGUAAGGGUCAAUAACAAAAUGGCGAACCAGAGCACGACGAUUCACUGGCACGGGAUCAAUCAGAGGGGCUCCACGUGGAUGGACGGCGUGGCGGGGAUUUCGCAGUGCGGGAUCCCGCCGGGCCGCAGCUUCACGUAUGAGUUUCGGGUGCAGGAUCAGAGAGGCACGUUUUGGUGGCAUGCGCAUUCGUCCGUGCAGUAUAGUGAUGGGGCGUACGGCGCUAUUAUUAUACAUGAUCCAGAUGAAAUGGUGCCGGAAACGGAUGACGAGAAGAUCAUAUUCGUGUCGGAUGUGUAUCAUGCAUACGGGCCUGUCAUACUAAAAAGCUACCUAAACCCAACCUCGAAAUGGGCGCCCACGGAGUCCGGCGUCGAGCCACUCGCAGACAACAUCCUCCUCAACGGGCAGAGCCCCUACAACUGCAGCAUCAACUCCACCACCUACCCACCCUCCUCCUCCCCAUCGUCCACCCACCCCUUCCCCAGCACCACAGACUGCACAGCAAACGACAACGGCCGCCUCUCCUCCACCGCGGUGCGUGCGGGGCAAACAACGCGCCUGCGCCUCAUCAACGCCUCGUCCUUCUUCUCGUACUGGUUCAGCAUCGACAACCACACGCUGACGAUCGUCGAGCUGGACGGCGUCGAGAUCGAGCCCCUGCGCGCGCAGGGCGUGUACCUGAACCUGGGGCAGCGCGCCUCGGUCGUCGUGGCCGCGGACCAGGAACCGGGUGGUUACUACAUCCGCGCGACGCUGCCGAGGACGUGUUUUCUGCCGUAUUCGACGUACACGAGCAAGGGGCUGGAGGGUGGGGGGUAUGAGGGGAGGGGGGUUUUGAGGUAUGUUGAGGAAGGGCACAACGAUGAUGAAGAAGGUAAUGCCGGGAAAACUAUCGCCGAACCGAUUGGGAGCCCGAGGAACACGACGAAUCCGUACGGGGUGGAGAGCAACGGGCUAAGGGGCGAUGUGUGGGAAGGGUGCGACGAUAUGCCGUUCGACAUGGCGGUGCCGAUGCGCCGGGAGCCUGCUGUCGAUGUCAGCGAGGUGAAUACGCACUACAUCGAGUACGCGUUUCGACAGGCGCAGGACGUCAAUCGGAUAUUCAUUAACAAGACAUCCUACUCUCCUCUCCCCCACAACGCGACGCUCUGGAAAGCGCUGGACCAGAAAUUCACCCCCGACAGAGUCAACGCGUACAGCAGCUGGGACUUCGGGCUGAGCCAGCAGGUCCUCCUCAUCCCGGACGCCGAGCAAGGCGCGCAGAUCGUGAUAAACUCCCGCGACGCCAUGGAGCAUCCCUGGCAUUUACAUGGCCACACAUUCCAAAUCGUAGCCUGGGGCCCCGGCCUCUUCGGCGACAGCAGCAACACCACCCGUACCACCUGGCACCUCACGAACCCGAUGCGCCGCGACACCGUGACCAUCCCGCCCUUCAGCCACGUCGUCAUCCGCUUCCCGGCCGACAACCCCGGCCUCUGGGCCUUGCACUGCCAUGUGGCGUGGCAUAUCGAAGGCGGCAUGUUCCUCUCCCUCGCCGAGCUGCCAUCUGACCUGGUGGAUCUAGUCGACGCCAUGGACCCCGAGACGAGGAGGCAGAGCCAGGGCUUCUGCGGCGUCGAGGCGGGAGACGAUGGUCCCUAA